GGUCUGCUCACGCUCGCCCAGGCCCUUCCCCUCCCUCGGUUUCGGUUGGUUGGUUCGCCGUCGCGGGACAAGGAAGGGGAGAUAGAUGGCCGCCGCCGCUGCGGCGAGCAUGGGGGUCGUGCGGGAGGUCCUGGGCCCCGACGUCGUCGAGGAGGUGGACCAGCCCAUCAUCGACUACAUCGCCAACGUCCUCGCCGACGAGGACUUCGACUUCGGCGCCCCCGACGGCCACGGCAUCUUCGAAGCGCUCGGAGAGCUCCUCAUCGACUCCGGGUGCGUCUCCAGCCAGGACCACUGCCUCCAGGUCUGCAGUAAGCUUUGCGAAAAGUUUGGGAAGCAUGGUCUCGUGAAACCCAAACAAGCUGUGCGUAGCCUUGUUACACCGUUACGUAUGAAUGCGGGGAUGGACGACGAUGUUGCUCCGAAAAAGCAACCUGAAGUAUUCGAGGGACCGUUGCUAUCUUCACGUGAUAAAGCCAAGAUUGAACGGAAAAAAAGAAAGGAUGAGAGGCAGAGAGAGGCACAAUAUCAAAUGCAUGUCGCAGAGAUGGAGGCACUUAGGGCUGGAAUGCCUCCUGUAUUUGUAAAUCACAAUAAUGAUGGUGGGCCAGCUGUUAGGGAUAUACAUAUGGAGAACUUCAGUGUCACUGUUGGCGGCCGUGAUCUUAUUCAGGAAGCCACUAUAACACUUGCUUUUGGAAGGCACUAUGGCCUUGUUGGAAGAAAUGGUACUGGAAAGACAUCUUUCCUCAGAGCUAUGGCGAUGCAUGCAAUUGAUGGUGUUCCCAAAAACUGUCAAAUAUUGCAUGUUGAGCAGGAGGUCGUGGGUGAUGACACCACGGCUUUGCAGUGUGUUCUGAAUGCUGAUGUUGAACGAGUUCAACUUCAGCAGGAAGAGGCCCGUCUGGUUCAACAACAGAAAGACCUAGAGAUUGAGGCUGAGUUCGGGCAGGGCUCGGGCAAGAGCAAGGGUGAUCUUGACAAAGAUUCUAUCAGCAAGAGGCUUGAGGAGAUAUAUAAACGGCUAGAGUUUAUCGAUGCAGAUGCUGCAGAGGCUCGCGCUGCAUCGAUUUUGGCGGGUCUUAGUUUCACUCCAGAAAUGCAACGCAAACGUACAAAAGAGUUUUCUGGUGGAUGGCGCAUGAGAAUAGCUCUAGCACGUGCUCUUUUCAUUGAGCCUGAUUUACUACUACUCGAUGAGCCAACAAACCAUCUUGAUCUUCACGCUGUGUUAUGGCUAGAAACGUAUCUCCUGAAGUGGCCAAAGACAUUUAUUGUUGUAUCGCACGCUAGGGAGUUUUUGAAUACGGUUGUCACCGACAUUCUUCAUCUACAUGGUAGAAAGCUACAUGCAUACAAAGGUGACUAUGACACAUUUGAGAGGACUCGGGAAGAGCACCUUAAGAAUCAGCAGAAAGCCUUUGAAACAAAUGAGAAAGCCAGAUCCCACAUGCAGGCAUUCAUUGACAAGUUCCGGUAUAAUGCAAAGAGAGCAUCGCUUGUUCAAUCAAGAAUCAAGGCUUUGGAGCGAAUGGAACAUGUUGAUGCAGUUGUCAGUGAUCCAGACUAUAAAUUUGAGUUCCCAACCCCAGAUGAUCGCCCUGGACCACCAAUCAUUAGCUUCAGUGAUGCCUCGUUUGGUUACCCUGGAGGGCCUACUUUGUUUAAGAAUUUGAAUUUUGGUAUUGACCUCGACAGUCGUAUAGCAAUGGUUGGUCCUAAUGGCAUUGGCAAGUCUACUAUACUGAAAUUAAUAUCUGGAGAUCUGCAGCCAACUUCAGGAACAGUAUUCCGCUCCCCCAAGGUCCGCAUGGCUGUAUUCAACCAACAUCAUGUUGAUGGGCUUGAUUUAACUGUGAAUCCCCUUCUGUACAUGAUGAGGUGCUAUCCGGGUGUACCUGAGCAGAAGUUGAGGGCACAUCUGGGUUCCUUUGGUGUUUCAGGAAAUCUUGCCCUCCAACCUAUGUAUACCUUGUCAGGUGGUCAGAAGAGUAGGGUUGCAUUCGCGAAAAUCACCUUCAAGAAACCACACAUUAUACUUCUCGAUGAGCCUUCUAACCAUCUGGAUCUGGACGCAGUCGAGGCGCUCAUCCAAGGUUUACUGGUGUUCCAGGGUGGAGUGCUAAUGGUGAGUCACGACGAGCAUCUCAUCACUGGAAGCGUGGACGAGCUUUGGGUGGUGUCGGAGGGCAGGGUGACCCCAUUCUCAGGCACGUUCAAGGAUUACAAGAAGCUGCUCAAGCCUUAGAUGAGCCUGGAGAAUGCCUUUCUUCCGUGCGCAGACGCUGAAACCUAGAAGAGCGAUGCAAGGAACACAAAGUAAAGCAGCCAACAGCUUUGAGUGGUGUCCAGUGUUUAUCCUUUGUGCUGUGAACUGAGGCGACAUGUGUACCUCUCUCUGCAAUGUAUCAUUUUUGGAGUCUAAAAUAAACGCAGGAGUUUUGAUGUGAGGUUGGUUAUGCUUAGGCAUGGAUGGAGAGAGUUGUUAUUGAUUGGCUUUUCUUGUGCGGUCUGCAUGGAAGGUCUGUUGACAAUUUCGAGUGGAACUGCCUGCAUAGAAAGAGGGGGGCUGAGGCUGACCGAGUGAAAAAAGAGGUAGAAAAUAAAAAAGGGACCUGCGUGCCACUUGCUACUAGUACUCUAGCAGCAGCAGGAGGUCUUGUCUUAUCUUCUCGUGAGUGGACGUUUGGUUUGACCAACAAACUCACUUUCCCCCGCCGCCUGCCGCCAAACCCUAGAUCGCCGGCGGCCAUGGAGAGCUGGGCGACCUGGGUCGGGACCAGCGUGGCCUCCGCCUUCUUCGCCUCCCUCGAGCGCUGCUCCUGCAUCAACCUCUCCACCGACGACGACGACGAGGAGGAGGAGGAGGUCCUCUCCUCCGCGCCCCGCCACGACGACGACUCCGCCGCCUCUAAGCCCACCGACCUCAGCCCCCUCCCCGAGUCCAAGGGCCAGGACCAGAAGCAAGAGCAGCCGCCCCUGCCGCCCGUAUGAAUACUCCUCUUGUCUUAUGGUGUCGUUAGCUCUACUAUACUAGCUGCUGUGCUCUUCUCUUGGUUGCCAAAUAAGCCGUGUGCUCUUCUCUUGUGUGCAAUGCAGCCCCCUUAUCUGUCUUGUGCCCCUUAUGGCAUGGCGUGUGAAUAUCUGAUUUGUAGCCCUGCCUGUCGUUUCAAUUGACUCAAUAUAUGCA
Molecule: messenger RNA, 3190 nt
Organism: Panicum virgatum (switchgrass)
Lineage: Eukaryota; Viridiplantae; Streptophyta; Magnoliopsida; Poales; Poaceae
Product: ABC transporter F family member 3-like
Exons: 18
Coding region: 86-2248 (720 amino acids)
Molecular function (GO): ATP binding; ATP hydrolysis activity
Source: RefSeq, a predicted model, not a curated record